Molecule: messenger RNA, 1401 nt
Organism: Hevea brasiliensis (rubber tree)
Lineage: Eukaryota; Viridiplantae; Streptophyta; Magnoliopsida; Malpighiales; Euphorbiaceae
Product: expansin-A4
Exons: 3
Coding region: 217-996 (259 amino acids)
Biological process (GO): plant-type cell wall organization
Cellular component (GO): extracellular region
Source: RefSeq, a predicted model, not a curated record
UGAAGAAUUAUAAAAUUAUUAUUAAUGAUGGUUCCGUUUGAAAUUUCCAAAUAACGCCCCUGUAGCUACUCCCUUUGCCUGCUCUUUAAGUACUCUGCUCUUCCUCUCCUCUGCCACUCACAUCUCCAUUAACACUCUCUCUCCUUCUCUUUUUCUCAGAGCAGAAUAGGAGUGGGUUUUUAGUGAGGGUUUGGUAGUCAAGAGAGAGAAAAAAAAAUGGCAGCGGGUAGUGUAAUUUCCAUUGCAACUGUAGUAAUGUCUCUAAUAUGGAUGGCUGAAGCUAGAAUUCCUGGCGUUUAUACUGGUGGUGAUUGGCAAAAUGCUCAUGCUACUUUCUAUGGUGGUGCUGAUGCCUCUGGAACCAUGGGCGGGGCUUGUGGGUAUGGCAACCUGUACAGCCAAGGCUAUGGGGUGAACACUGCAGCGUUAAGCACAGCUCUGUUCAACAAUGGUCUGAGUUGCGGUGCUUGCUUUGAAAUCAAGUGUGCAAACGAUCCAAAUUGGUGCCACUCAGGCAGCCCUUCCAUUUUGAUUACCGCAACAAACUUUUGCCCACCAAAUUAUGCUCUUCCCAAUGACAAUGGUGGGUGGUGCAAUCCUCCUCGCCCACACUUCGACCUUGCCAUGCCCAUGUUCCUCAAAAUCGCCGAGUACCGUGCCGGCAUUGUCCCCGUAGCCUACCGCCGGGUGCCAUGCCGGAAGGGAGGCGGAAUCCGGUUCACCAUCAACGGUUUCCGUUACUUCAAUUUGGUAUUGAUCUCCAACGUUGCGGGUGCAGGGGAUAUCGUAAAGGUUAGCGUGAAGGGUUCGAGGACUGGGUGGAUGAGCAUGAGUCGUAACUGGGGUCAAAAUUGGCAGUCAAAUGCUGUUUUGGUUGGUCAGUCACUUUCCUUUAGGGUCACGGGCAGUGAUAGACGCACUUCCACUUCAUGGAACAUUGUCCCUGCCAACUGGCAGUUUGGUCAAACGUUCACCGGAAAGAAUUUCAGAGUCUGAUUUAAUUUAAUUUUAACCAAAUCCCCCCCCCCCCCCCCCCCAAAAAAAAAUAAAGUUUGUCGCCGUAAUCUAUAUCCAUUCUUGCCCUUCUUGCUUCCCUUUUUAAAGCUUAUUUUGAAAUGGGAAAUUGGGUAUUGUUGGGAGAGAGCUAAAAAGAGUGAAAAUGGGUUAUUUUUGAGGUUUUGAAUGGUGGGUAUGUUAAAGUUGUGAAGUUGGUUGAAGUUGAUGAGGCUGAGGCUGAAGUGGCUAAACAAAAAUUGUUAGCCCGCAGCCCUUAUAAAAUAGUACUAGUCCUUUUCUUUUUUCUUAUAUAUAUAGUUUAUGAAGAUGUUGAAGAUGAUGAUGGGUACACAUUUGUAUUUGUCCUAAUUUAUAGUUGAUGUAAGAUAUUUGGUUUGCCUUCUA